This is a messenger RNA of Ctenopharyngodon idella (grass carp), 1732 nucleotides long. It is a transcript of the gene szl, whose product is annotated as sizzled. NCBI's taxonomy places the organism in Eukaryota, Metazoa, Chordata, Actinopteri, Cypriniformes, Xenocyprididae. Gene Ontology annotation, molecular function: Wnt-protein binding. Gene Ontology annotation, biological process: canonical Wnt signaling pathway; non-canonical Wnt signaling pathway; negative regulation of canonical Wnt signaling pathway. The record is from RefSeq and is a predicted model, not a curated record. The transcript has 4 exons. Bases 73 to 924 code for a protein of 283 amino acids.
UGUGUCGUUGAUAACAUCUGCCCGCCUCUAUAUAAAGACAGACCCGGCUCACUCCUGCAUCACUCACCCAUCAUGGAUCUCUCCUGCCUGCUGCUCCUCUUCUCUCUCUUCUCCCACGCCGGGGCCUUCGACCUGGGCCAGACCACACGCUGCGUCCCCGUCCCUCACCAGAUGAGCAUCUGCCAGGACGUGCCAUACUCGGAGAUGAGGUUACCCAACCUGCUGGGUCACAGCAGUCUGGAGGAAGCGGUUCCUCGCUCGGACGACUGGAGGACGCUGCUCCACACCGGCUGCCACCCGCAGGCCCGGGCCUUCGUCUGCUCGCUGGUCGCUCCAGUCUGCCUGGACAGGUUCAUCCAGCCCUGUCGUAGCGUGUGUGUGGCCGUGAAGGAGAGCUGCGCUCCCGUGUUGGCCUGUCAUGGACACUCUUGGCCCGAAGCUCUGAACUGCGAUCGCUUCCCAGCGCAGGACGACACGUGUCUGACACCGCUGCCCAAACACAUCAGCGCCUUCUCCAAAGAAUUCCCUCAGCCUGUGUGUCAAAGCUGCCCGUCUGUGGAGGAAGCGCCGUCUCUCAAAACCGUGCUGGACGCCCUCUGCCUCAAUGACUUCACCGUGAAAGCCAAGAUCUCCCGGCGGCGCGUGCCGUCCUCGGAGCCGGAGCUGACGGUCGAGGGCCCGGUGGAGUUCCUCCAGCGCGGGCCGCUGCUGCCCUACGACACCUCCAGUCUGCUGCAGCGCUGGCUGCUCAUCAACCUCAGAUGCGCGCACACGCUCGUCAGACCCGGCCGCGCGCAGCUCUACCUCAUCACGGGAACCAUGCGAGCGAACGGAUCCAUCGAGCUGUCCAAUCUGUUCCCGUGGCUGAAGAAAGACCUGCACAUCACUUCAGCGACGCGCAAAUGGAAGCACCACAAGUGCUGAACGAGCUCGAGACUGUGGGAAGAAAAAGAGACUAUUGUAGAUUAAGAAUACGUAAAAUAAUAUGAUUAUAUGAGAGUGAUGCUAUUUCUAACGCCCCCCUGUGGUUAGGAAUAUUAUUCCAACUCUCUCGCACACGCGCGCGCGCGCGCACACACACACACACACACACACACACACACACACACACACACACAGCUCUUUAAUCUCAUAAAUUUGAGAUGCACUCCAACUGUUGUACAUAGAGAUUAAAUAAUUGUAAAGAAUAUUAUUUUCUAUUCAGAUGUAAGUGUAUUUAUGUCUGUUUUUCAUUGUUUUGUGUGCUGUAAAUAAUAAAUGUUUUUAAACUAUCUUAUUGUGUUGAGUUUUUUUUUUUUUUUUUUUUUGUGAAGAUCUAGAAAAGAUCUCCUGUGUUGAGCAUUGCUCUGAUCUCAACACUGAUCAGUAGUCAUGUGACACUGUAGAUUAGAAUAGCUGUUUUUCUACCAAAUAAAUAGUUUACACUAUAUACUGUUCAAAAGUUUGGGGUCAGUAAGGUUUUUAAUGUUUUUGUCUCUUCUGUUCACUGAGGCAUUUUUUAAAUCAAAAAUACAGUAAAAAUGGUCAAAUAUUAUACCAAUGUAAAUCAGCUGUUUUCUAUGUGAAUAUAUAGUAAAGUGUAAUUUAUUCCAGUGAUCAAAGCUGAAUUUUCAGCAUCAUUACUCCAGUCUUCAGUGUCACAUGAUCCUUCAGAAAUCAUUCUAAUAUGAUGAUUUGAUGCUCAAGAAACAUUUAUGAUUAUUAUCAAUGUUGAAAACAGUAAUAUUUUUGU